This is a messenger RNA of Naegleria gruberi, 1869 nucleotides long. RefSeq lists its product as uncharacterized. Lineage: Eukaryota; Heterolobosea; Eutetramitea; Acrasida; Naegleriidae. The transcript has a single exon. Gene Ontology annotation, molecular function: protein binding. The record is from RefSeq and is a predicted model, not a curated record. Bases 1 to 1869 code for a protein of 622 amino acids.
AUGAUCAACAUUCGUCUCGAUUAUCCACAGGCAUUAUUUGCCCAUCCUACAAGUGGUAACAUUUAUUUUAGUGAUAUUAAUAAUAGGAGGCUAUUCAAAUACUGUCCCUUCUCUGCCGAAUUAAUUACACUUUCCGAUAGUGUUGGUACGAAAUCCCUCUAUGUUACCAAAGAUGAACAAUACUUGUACUUUACAUCAUCAGACUCACACACUAUCAAAUUGAUGGAUUUGAAGAGUGGAAAGGUUACAAUUAUUGCAGGAAUGGAAAAUGUUGCUGCUUUUAAUGGGGAUGGAAAGUCAGCAUUGGAAACUAGUUUAUUUUCACCUUCUAGUUUGAUAGUUUUUGAAGAGGAGAAGGAGAUUUACUUUUAUGAUAUUCAAAAUCAUCGUGUGAGAAAGAUAACAAGUGGAGGAAUUGUUGAAACUGUUAUAGAUGUUGGAGAUUAUCCUACUUUUAAAAAGAAUUCAAUGCAAAUUAAUUCGUGUUAUGGACAUAUGAAAUUUUCUCAAUCAAGAAAGUUCCUCUACAUUUCUAAUGAAACAUACAGUCUCUUUAGAAUUGACAUGGAAACAAAAGAAGCCACUUGUAUUUUCAAGAAAUACGCUUUAAUGAACUGGUACCUGACUGACGAUCAAAUUUAUGCAACAUGUUAUUGUGAGGUUGUUAGAAUUGAUAUUGUCAAUUUAUCAGCACAUUCAAUUAUCGAUCUUAACUCGAAAGGCGAAUUUAAAGAUAUUGUUAUACUUGACAAUAACACAGCUCUGAUAAUGAUGAAAUAUCAUGAAAAUGAACAUGAACCAAUAAGAUUUGUUUGUUGUAAAUUGAGACUUUCGGAUGGUAAUUUGCAUUCUACAAUUAUCAGAACUAGUGCAAACAAACAAUAUGAGGAACCUAGAAAAUUCUUCUUUGUUGGUAACAGUGCAUUCAACAUUCCCAAACUACCAAGAGAUACCAAAAUUGGUAACGUUAUUUAUUUCGAACCUCUGUUAAAAAAAGUUGCACCAAUAUUGUACAAACAAAUCCAACAAAGACAAUUCGAUACAGAUGAGAUACAAUACUUGGUUGACUAUUGCAUUUAUCAUAAUUACAAUGAUUUUAAGGAGGUAAAUUCUGAACUUAUGAAAGGAUUACAAAGUUAUUUCAAAACCGAAUUUGAUCCAAUAUUUAAACCACUAUUGGAAUAUAUUCAGAAAGUUUCUGGUAUGAUUCCUCCAUCACAAGAACAACAUAAUAAGAGAAGAUUUUUUCAAAAGCCAAACCAGGAAUCACCAAAUAAUGAAGAGCUAAAUUUCACAAAGAAUCAUCUCCCUGAAUUAUUUAAUGAUGUUAAUACCUCUGACUUUUCAAUCUUUUUGAAUGGCAAUGAAUGGAAAUGUCACAAGACUAUCCUUUCCAAAAGCAAAUUCUUCAAAACACUGACCGAAAGUUCACACGCAUUUUCUGACAAAAAAGAGAAUGCCUUUUAUAUGGAUGCAGACACCAAUCCAACAACGGCAGAAAUUAUUAUCAAAUACCUAUAUGAUAUUCAGCCAAAUGUUGAUACGUUAUCAGCAAGUGAUAUUUUAGAACUCGUUCAAUUAUCCAAACUUCAUGAAUUGGACUCUCUUGGACAUGCUUGCAUUCAAAACCUUAAUAUUACACUCAAUCUAUUUGACCCUCUUGCUCAAUUCAUUGAAAAAUACGAUUUAAAUGAGUUCCCUUCCCUCUAUCAAAAACUUGUUCAAUUCGCUCUGCAAAACACUCACGAAUUGCUUGAGAAUAUUUAUGGAGGAGAGCUUGCUAAAUUGCCUUCCUUUGUGCUGACUCCUCUGUUGGCUAGUCUUCCACAGUGGGCUCAAUUUUAUCUCCAUAAACAAUUAAAACAAUAA